AUGGGUGGGCAUGUGGAGAUAUGUGGAGAUAUGGAGAUAGGUGGCCGUGAAGAGAUAGGUGGCAAUAUGGAGAUAGGUGGUCAUGUGGAUAUAGGUGGCAAUAUGGAGAUAGGUGGCCAUGUGGAGAUAAGUGGCAAUAUGGAGAUAGGUGGCAAUAUGGAGAUAUGUGGCAAUAUGGAGAUAGGUGGCAAUAUGGAGAUAGGUGGCACUAUGGAGAUAGGUGGCCAUGCGGAGAUACGUGGCAAUAUGGAGAUAGGUGGCCAUGUGGAGAUAGGUGGGCAUGUGAAGAUGGGUAGCAGUGUGGAGGAAAUAGGUGGCAAUAUGGAGAUAGGUGACAAUAUGGAGAUAGGUGGCAAUAUGGAGAUAGGUGGGCAUCCGAAGAUAGGUGGCAAUAUGGAGAUAGGUGGGCAUGUGGAGAUAGGUGGGCAUGUGAAGAUAGGUAGCAAUAUGGAGAUAGGUGGCCAUGUGGAGAUAUGCGGCCAUGUGAAGAUAGGUGGUCAUAGGUUGGUAGUUGGGCAAUGUGGUUGGAUGGGUGACCAUGUGGAGGGUGACAGUGAGGCAAUGAGGUAA
Messenger RNA from Haliotis rubra (blacklip abalone), 570 nucleotides. RefSeq names its product UDP-3-O-acylglucosamine N-acyltransferase-like. NCBI's taxonomy places the organism in Eukaryota, Metazoa, Mollusca, Gastropoda, Lepetellida, Haliotidae. Bases 1 to 570 code for a protein of 189 amino acids. The transcript has a single exon. The record is from RefSeq and is a predicted model, not a curated record.